CGAGCAAGUCGGAAAAUGACAAGAGGCCCGGCUCAUUCCACCAGGUGACUGUUGGCGCUACUGUACAGCCCCUCGGAGAGCUUCCCUCCCCAGGUACAGACGUUCCUGCAGCUCCUCCAGCAUUUACUGUUACAGACAAGACUUCCUGGAAGAUGCAUAAACAAUAUGCAUCAGUGAGUCCGACUGAAGACAUCAGUGUGAAGACAGAAAAUGGACCUCAGCCAAAGAAAUACCGGUACAUACGCAAAGAAGGCAGCUGUAACGUUGUGUUCCGCCAUGUUCCCGAAGAGUGGCUGCUGUUUGUGACUGACAUCUUCACCACGUUGGUGGAGAUCAGAUGGAGGGUGAUGUUCCUGAUCUUUGCCCUAUCUUACAUCCUGUCCUGGCUCUUCUUCGGCAUCCUCUACUGGGUCAUCGCUCUCGCUAACGGUGACAUGAAAGACCACACAAAUGACCCCUGCGUGUACGAGGUGCGCAGCUUCACGGCUGCUUUCCUCUUCUCGCUUGAAACUCAAACCACCAUUGGCUACGGCUUCAGAGGAAUGUCAGAGAACUGCAUGAUUGCUAUCAUCGUCGUCACGGUGCAAGAUGUGAUCAGCUGCUUCAUCGACACGUUUGUCAUCGGAAUCGUUGUCGCCAAAAUGGCCUCGGCCAGAAAGAGGGCGCAGACGGUGGGCUUCAGCAACUGUGCAGUCAUCAAUCUUCGUGAUGGUUACUUGUGUCUUUCCUGGAGAGUCGGCGACUUUCGCAAGCACCACCUGGUGGAGGGGGUGGCUCGUGCCCAGAUUGUCCGCUCCACGGUGCAUGCCACAGGGAAAAUGGACGUGACCUACGAAGAUCUGGUCAUCCAGCAGAGGGAUGUCAUCCUGGUCACGCCCACUACUGUCUUCCACAGGAUCGAACCCGGCAGCCCUCUGUACAAGAUGAGCUUGGUAGAUCUGCGUAAAGCAGACUUCGAGCUGGUGGUUUCUUUUACCUACACGGACGACUCCACGGGUAUGCUGCAUCAGACCCGUACCUCGUACACUCCAGCUGAAAUCCUCUGGGGUCAGCUGUUCCAGGAGAUGAUCAGGGUCAGCAGGAGGAACUACAGGGUGGAUUACACCUUGUUCAAUCACACCGCCAAAGUGCUGGUGCCUGAGGUCAGCGCUGAGGACUAUGAACACAAGAAGCAGCUGCGGCCCUCUCCUCGACAUUCCCCGCGACAUUCCCCACGCCCUUCCCCGCGACAUUCUCCUAGAUCUUCCCCACGCCCCUCUCCGAGGUCACAGCGGCAAAAUCAUCACGUAAAACUACUGAAACCCCCAAUGCUAACUGUGGAGCUUGUGAAUGAUAGUCGCCCCGAACCAACUGAUUCAACAUCUCGAGCAGACAGUCAACAUCAAGACAGUUUGACUCUGCCAAAUGACCUCGCAAGUCCAGGAAUAAAGUAUGAUGUUUGAGGCGGUCAGACAUUGUCCAUUUCUUCAAAGAAACCUAAGCUAAAGACGAAUGUUAAGGUUGCUACUGAAUCUCAUUCACUGUCAGAAUGUUCAAAGUUGUGGCAUCUUUGUUUUUUGUGUAAUUUUUGUUUAAAGUGACACUCGAGCCAAGAUCUGUCCUCUGAGUAUCAAACCCUUCAUAGUUUAACAAGACUAACACAGGGCGCAUGGUAGCAAACCUGGUAGAGUCUUUACCGCAGUGGCCCGAGUUCAGUUCCAACCUGUGGCUGUUUGCUGAAUGGUGACUAAGACUAAUACCACCACACGAGUGGCUUUGUCAGGCAGUGCUUUGAGCUAAAUGCUAAUGUCAGGAUGCUAACAUGCUCACAAUGACAAUGCUAACAUUCUGAUGUAUAUCAUGUAUAAUUUUUACCAUGUUUACUAUCUGUGUUAGCAUGCUAACAUUGGCCAAUUAAAACAAUGGAAAAACAAAUGGACAGAGGAGACUUGCAGUUAUGCUGCAGGGGCAGUUUGAGAGGUUUAUGUGGAUGUUUUGAUUAUUUUUCCCUUCAUUAAAACUGCUCACUGUUCGAAUUUACUGUCACUGGUGUAGAUUUAUGCCGACCGCAGCAGCUGCGUUCCUUCAGUGACGAAACUACAAGAAAGAAAGAAUACAACACCUGUAAUGUACAGAGGCUAGUUAUUUGGAAUAUAUAUAUAUAUAUAUAUAUAUAUAUAUAUAUAUAUAUAUAUAUAUAUAUAUAUACAGGUUUUAAUAAUUAUAAUCUUUAUAGGAUUAUUGUAACAUUUAGAUUUAUGUUUAUUAUCAAUAAUGAAAGAUAUAAGUGGAUAAAAUAAUUGCUUUUACACUUUAUAUGGACCUUGAAGUGAGAUUGUUUUGUCAACUGCUGUUUCCAAGGUCAAAAAUGAACUUUCAAUCUCAACCUGAAAGCAAACAGUCUUUAAAACGUUCAGAAAAGAUCACAAGAUCCAGACGGAAGCUCCAACACAGCCACUGAAUGGACCUCGUGGUGAGGUGGUUUCGUCAACUGUAUUACUGUUUAUAUUCUGUGUAAAAAGAAAUUAUGUAAAGAAAUAUGAGAUUAGACCAAAACUUUAGAGUGUGAAUGUAUGUAAAAAAAAAAAAAUAGGGUCAGAAGUCAGAGGGUGGACUUAAGGAACGUCCCCUAUUGUGAGUAAAGUCAGCAGAGUUUAUAUGAAAAACAUGUACGUUUUCUUCAUGUUUGUGGUGGUGGAAUCCCAUUUGUUUAGUAUCAACCAGAACGUCACACAGAAAUAAGUGAACUGAAUAAGUGUGAUGAAGCUUGUUUAUUGUCUUAGAUUUUUGUAAAUGACAAAUAAUAUUUUACAUCCUAGAAUAUGAGGAUCUGCUGUAACAGACUGAACAAGUGUAUUUCUAAUAUUGCUAAUAAAGUACCAUCAGAUCAGAUUUUUAUAAAUAAGGCAAUAUCAGUGUCAACAAUUUCAAUAAAGUGAUGUUUAAAUGUC
Messenger RNA from Dicentrarchus labrax (European seabass), 2930 nucleotides. RefSeq names its product potassium inwardly rectifying channel subfamily J member 16a (gene kcnj16a). Gene Ontology annotation, cellular component: plasma membrane. Gene Ontology annotation, biological process: potassium ion import across plasma membrane; regulation of monoatomic ion transmembrane transport. Bases 153 to 1442 code for a protein of 429 amino acids. The transcript is spliced from 3 exons. The record is from RefSeq and is a predicted model, not a curated record. NCBI's taxonomy places the organism in Eukaryota, Metazoa, Chordata, Actinopteri, Moronidae. Gene Ontology annotation, molecular function: inward rectifier potassium channel activity.